Messenger RNA from Triplophysa dalaica, 5361 nucleotides. RefSeq names its product clock circadian regulator b (gene clockb). The coding region runs from base 544 to 3054 and encodes 836 amino acids. Lineage: Eukaryota; Metazoa; Chordata; Actinopteri; Cypriniformes; Nemacheilidae. The transcript is spliced from 20 exons. Gene Ontology annotation, cellular component: cytoplasm; CLOCK-BMAL transcription complex; nucleus. Gene Ontology annotation, molecular function: DNA-binding transcription factor activity, RNA polymerase II-specific; E-box binding; protein dimerization activity. Gene Ontology annotation, biological process: circadian regulation of gene expression; regulation of transcription by RNA polymerase II. The record is from RefSeq and is a predicted model, not a curated record.
UAGUCGCGAACUACUUGCACUAUUUUGCAAGCAGUGCACUGAAGUGGCAGUUUUGGCGUACUAGUGCGCAUGCUCGCACGAAGCGGGCCACGGUUUAUCGUUUAGCUUAAUGUUUUUAACCCAUUCGUAAAAUAAAUCGCACGGACGGCGAUAGAAAUUAAACGAAGAUACAAGCAGCGUUGGCAUAACGCGUAACAAACCCGCGUUGAAGGUUGAAGUGUGCGGCGCUUUCAGCCAUCGGGAGGUGCUUCCGUUACGCCUCUCAUGUCAGUAGGCCCGCUGACCCACAUUCGGGAGACCGCUUAAGGAAGUGCGUGCAUGAAAUGAACCUUUGCAAUUCUCACUGCAUCGUAAUAUUAUUCAUCGCAGCGGUGCUUUCUGAUUCGGUGGCUAAGAGGGCUAAGAUCCGUCUAGGCACCCGGGGUGGAUGUGGAUGUUUUAUUUCGGAAGGCACUCAGGUUGGCAUCUCUUCCUUACCAAUGUCUUCCCAAUGCAUCAGGUUUCUUGUUACCCCAGACUGAUCACAGCUGAGACAGCUUUAUCAUGAGCUCCAGAGACAGAGAUGAUGGCAGUAUUUUUGAUGGGCUGAUUGAGGAAGAUGAGAAGGAUAAGGCAAAACGAGAUUCAAGAAAUAGAUCAGAGAAGAAAAGGCGGGACCAGUUCAAUGUCCUCAUCAAAGAACUUGGCACCAUGUUGCCUGGCAACACUCCCAAGAUGGACAAGUCUACCAUUUUGCAGAAAAGCAUCGAUUACCUUCGCAAGCACAAAGAAAUUGCCGCGCAGUCCGAGUCGAGUGAGAUCAAACAGGAUUGGAAGCCACCGUUUCUUAGCAAUGAGGAGUUUACACAGCUGAUGCUCGAGGCACUGGAUGGGUUCUUUAUAGUAAUGCUGACGGAUGGCAACAUUAUUUAUGUCUCAGAAAGCAUCACCUCUCUUCUUGAACAUCUUCCUUCAGACCUGGUGGACCAGAACCUUUUAAACGUCCUUCCAUUGGCAGAGCACUCAGAAGUGUACAAAGCACUUGCCUCGCACCCUGAUAUUGCAAACCUCAGCUCUGAUUACCUCAAAAACAAGAACCAGAUGGAGUUUUGUUGUCACAUGCUCAGAGGUUCCUUGGAUCCCAAGAAACCACCCGUGUAUGAAUAUGUCAAGUUUAUUGGCCACUUUAAGUCUCUUGCCAACAUGCCUCUCACCACCCGCAACGGCCUAGAGGGAAUUAUACAGCGUACUUUGCAACCAGCCUUUGACGAUCAAGUCUGUUUCAUCGCGACUGUGCGGCUUGCCAAACCCCAGUUCAUCAAAGAGAUGUGCAUGGUCCAGGAGCCCAAUGAAGAAUUUACAUCUCGACACAGUCUGGAGUGGAAGUUUCUUCUAUUAGAUCACAGGUUGUACACACACUGUUUGUGUGUGUGUUUGUGUUCAUUACUCAACAUUAUCCAGACUUUUAAGAUUUAUGUGUGUUCCAGAGCACCACCGAUCAUUGGUUACAUGCCAUUUGAAGUCCUGGGGACAUCAGGUUACGACUACUAUCAUGUAGACGACCUGCAUUCACUGGCCAAAUGUCACGAGCACUUAAUGCAGUUUGGAAAAGGGAAAUCGUGCUAUUAUCGCUUUUUGACUAAAGGGCAGCAGUGGAUUUGGCUUCAGACUAAUUACUACAUCACCUAUCACCAGUGGAACUCACGACCAGAGUUCAUUGUGUGCACACACACUGUUGUGAGUUACGCUGAAGUGCGAGCGGAGCAGAGGAGAGAGAUGGGUAUAGAAGAUUCCCCCCCUGAGCUGAAGGGAGACAAGAAUUCUGGUUCUAAAUCCCAGUUGAACACAUCCUCUCUGAAGGAGGUGCUGGAGCGCUUCAGCAACAGCCGAUCGCCCUCCACCUCCUCGCGGAGCUCCCACAAGUCUUCGCACACGGCCGUCUCUGACAACACCUGCACAUCCACUCCUUCUAAGCAACAGAUGGAUGUGAGCACUCCGCCCCGGCCCCCCACUGUUGAUAUGACACCACAACGCCGUUCCUCUGUCAGCACACAGUCCAUGAGUUCCCAGAACACCACUCAAACGGGCUCUCCUGUCCAGAACAGCCAACAACAACAACCCCAACUACAGCAGCAGGUUCAGCCUAAUGCCCUGUUCUCCGCGCAGUUGAAUGCGAUGCAGCAUUUAAAAGAUCAGCUGGAGCAGCGGACACGCAUGAUAGAAGUCAACAUACAGAAACAGCAGGAAGAACUGAGACAUAUUCAUGAGCAACUACAGAGAGUUCAAGGACAAGGAGCUCCGAUGAUUCUUCAGCAGUCGGGCGGUGGACUCAGCGUGCAGUUGCCGCAAGUCGGUGGAACUCAAACUAGCAUUUUAGGGGUUGGGGGGCAGACUGGUGUUGUAGCUAUACAGGGUCAAAACGUGACAAGCACAGCACACAGUGGGACUGUUCCACAACAACAAGCAGUUCCACAGCAGCUGGCUUCACGUUCCCUGCAACCGAAUCUACAGAGCUCCGCGUGUGGUCCGGUAUACAACACCAUGAUGAUAAGCCAGCCAGCUAAUGCCAACGUUGUACAGAUACCCAGCGGACUGGCACCCAAAAUAAAUCAGGGCAAUGCAAUAAACAGGUUUCCAACGGGGCAGCAGUUGGUCACAAAGAUUGUGACGGCUCCGAUGGCUUGUGGCGCAGUCAUGGUACCCACAACCAUGUUCAUGGGUCAGGUAGUAACAGCAUAUAGCCCGUUUCCACAGCAACAAGGUCAGGCACAAACAAUAGCGCUGCAAACUCAGUCCCCUGCAUCUUUAGAAUUAGCUCAAGCUACCGCAUUACAAUCAAGUCAACAGCAGGUGGCGACACAGCAACAGACAAAACAACAGCAGCAACAGUUUUUGCAGAGCACACGCCUUCUCCAUGGCAACCAGUCCACACAACUCAUUCUGCAGGCUUUUCCUAUUCAGCAGCAGGGCACAUUUACACCCUCACAACAGCAACCACUGAAACCACAGACUCAAAAGCAGCAGAAACCUGCCGCAUCUCAUCAGACCGACAGCACCAGUGCCCAGUCUCAGUAAUGCUGACAUCACAGCAGCUGAUCAGAGGGAAGAGCCAGUUGACGUAAUCUUCCGUCUGCGAGUUAAUUGUUCAGGUGCUAUAUUGAUCGGUAGCUAUUUUGCUCUAGCGAUUUUUAAAAAACGUCUUUUUCGGCAACAUCUCAAAACUUUUAAAAUGAAAAACUUGGCUGUCAAAUGGAACACAAAUCCACCAGAUUGCCCAUGAGGCAACCGUGCAGAACAUUUCACCGGAGCGACAGGUGGUACCCAAGCCUCUUUAUUUAUUUCAGCAACAAAACAUUGGACCGCCAGCUUUGGAUGGUCUUUGCCAAACUGAAAACUUUGGUGAGUUUGGUCUCAGUCUUUCACUGAAUAUAGCCCAAAGAACUGAGUCUUUCUGUACAGUUUUGUGUAUCAUAACGUGUAUAUAUACAACCGUAAAGGAACAAAGCAAGAUAAUGAAUAUUUUAUAUGCUGCAUGAAAAGUGUAACCUUUCCUUUGUACUUCCAGUUUUUAAAUAUUAUUUUGGAGCUCGAGUUUAACAUUUUUAUAUUAUGCGUAUAGUGAUGCUGUUUGCUUUAGAUCCUCCCUGUUAUUCACUUUUAGAUAUGGGCCGUCAUGGUUUUUUGAAGCACUUACAACUCUUUUAGAGCUUUUAGUUUUACUUUUCGUCGUGCAUUUAUGUUUUCCAUGUCCAUGAAGCACAAAUUACCCAGUUUAUUUAAAAUUUACAUACUUUUUCUUUGACACGUAAAAUGCAGAGGAAUUAAAUUUCCUCAAGUGCCAAAUUUUGUUACUUUACGUUAGAAAAAUAACAGCUUCCAGGUCAUGUUUUUUGAUUGUUAAUUGCUUUUUAGGUGAUUCAUACAGUAGUAAUCCUCUUAAAAAGUUAGUGUGCACUUUUCCCCCUUUACUUUUAGCACUUAUUGUGUUUAUACACGCUAAAAAUGGUUCAUCCUUUUAGUUUUUGUCGUUUAGUUUUACCGGUACGUGCGUUUCUCCGAGGAGAAUGACACGACAUGAAUAAGCUUAAAAAUCUUCAUAUAUAAAAGUUGUUGUUCGGUUUGGGAGCUAUGAAGGUAAUGCAAUGCAUUGCUUUACAUGCGAUUGUGGAAGGUUUAUGGACCUGAAAAAUGCAAUUUUCAGGAAAAUGAAAAGGAUUAUAUUGUCCUUGUUUUUAUUUCAUUUCCAAAGUUGGUAAUCAAACUGAUGCAGAGGUAACGUGGAGCUUUGGAGUCUUAAAGUCCUGCGUGGUCUUCCUGUUCGUUGUGUGUGUUUUGCAUGUGUUAGCGUACGUUUGCGUGUGAGAGAGAUAUUUGAAAGUGUAGGCUUAUUAUAUAAACAACAGUUUGUGACUCUUCCUUUAUCGCUGCAAGUUGCUACAGUAUGUGUUCACUACAGCGAUGACCAAUCAGUUCUUGCGUUGCAGUAAUUCAACUUCCUAGACGUCCCCCUUUGGCUUGUUAGCCAAAUACCUCAGAAAUCUAUAUUGUUGAAAGUUUUAUAUAUGUAUCCAAAGCUAUUUUAUUUUCGUAUGGAAAAGGACUUGAGCGUAGACGGAAUUGCUUGUUUAUAGACCGGUAGCACUGUUAAGAGUAAGAUAUAUGAAAAAAAAAAAUGAAACAGAAUAGAUUUAAAGUAGAUGCCCACCUUUUCUUGAUUUGUCCUGAUAUUUUUCAUAGUUGUGUUGUUUGUGUGUUUCAUAAGAUGCUUGUGCACUGAAGUCCACAAAUGUGUUAUUGUUACUUUGAAACCCAUGUGGUUUAAAAAACCUAUUGAUUGGUUGAAGAAAGAAUUUAAAAGGUCUUUGGUUAGCAUUCCUGUACAUUUCAACCUGCAUACUUUUUUUUCCCAUGCUGUUGUAUUUCUGUAUGCAACCAAAAAACGAUGCUUUCUGAACGGAAUGAUUGUUGGUUAUUUACCCUAGAAACUAAAGUUGAUUUCAAGGUGUAAGCUCAUAAAAAUCAGUUGAUUGGGUGAUAAAAUAAUGCCGCUGAUAAUAAAAUAAUAUUAAUAAUUUAUCUAAGAUAAUGAGGUUCAGUACAAUUAACUCUUUCUAAUAUGUUAUUAAACAUAGCAAGUAUAUUUACCCCUAUUAAUAUGAUAUACAGUAUGAAUCAUACAAUUUGCUCUCCCUGUUUAUUCUGAAUUGCUGUGCUGUUGACGUACAAAACUUCCAUGUCACCACAAAGAAUUGCUUGCAGAUCGUAUUGCCCUCAAUGUUAUUGUGAAUGUGUCCGCUUUGUCCUCUUGUCUGUUUACCAAAAUCGGAUCAUUUCCUCUCCAUGAUAUACAAUCUUGAAAUAAAAAACAAUCUUUUUCCCUUC